AUGGACGUAGCAGAGGUGUUACCUCACUCCGGCGCCUGCGGCCUGUCUCCUGACGGCCGGUGCCUCGCCGUCGCGCAGGGGAGGAAGUUGCACCUUCGGGCGGUGUGGGCCGUGGCUCUCCCUGACUGGUCCGCCACAGUGCACGAGGAUGAGACAGCAGGCCUGGUGCACGCUGCAUGGGCGCCAGACUCGACCCACCUGCUGCUCUCCGCCGACCACAGGCUGCGUGUGACUAUAUGGAACGUCACUUCCAGCCAGUCUCCCCCACUGCACAUCCCCCUGCCCAAGCAUCCUAUCCGCUCCCUCGCCUUCUCCCCCAACCACCUCCUCCUAGCAGCCCUCCACUCGCUCCCGUCCAAUCAAACCAUGCCACCUGCCGCUGCCACCCCUGCUGUUGCUGGGGUUACAGACAUGGGUGCCGCUGCUGCUGCUGCUGCUGCUGGUGCUGGCAGUGCCAAUGCUAGAAGAACGAGGGGGGGAGGCGGAGGGGGAGGAGGAGGGGGAGGGGGAGCAGCGGGGCAGAAUCGUGACGUGGUGAGCCUGUAUGCCUGUGACACGUGGCAGGAGGUUGUUUGCUUCCGCACGGACACUGUGGACGCUGCUGACGUGGCAUGGGCAGCUGAGGGCAGCGGGGUUAUUCUGCUGCUCUUCUCCCCCUCUGGAGAGCCCCAAGCACGCGUAGAGCUGCCGUGCGAUCCAGGGGUGUGGCGUCAGACCCCUUGCGCAAUCACCCUCAACACCUCCUCACACCCCCUUUUCUUCCCCCCACCCACCCUACCUUCUCUCCCCCACCAGCUGCUGCUCUUCUCCCCCUCUGGAGAGCCCCAAGCGCGCAUAGAGCUGCCCUGGCCAGGGCUGGGGGUCAGGGCUGUUGCCCCCUCCCCUACCUUUUCACCUGGCGCUGCUUCCGUCUCCAUUGCCGAUUGCAAUGCCAACAGCAGCAGCAGCAGAGGCGAUGGUUCAGGUGCUGCUUCAGGUGCUUCCUCAGGUGCUCUGGUGGCGGUGGGCUGUUCGGCCGACCGCCUGCUGCGAGUCUUCCGGGCGGCGGAUGGGCGGCCUGUAGUUGAGCUGCCACACGUGCCAGCUGUCAAAAUUCCACUGGCUGCUGCCGCCGUUGUGUACGAGGUGGGUGGAGGAACGUUUGCCGCAACAGUGCACGCCUUCCAAUCCAUCGCUCACUCACCUCUCUCCACUCCGCCUGCCCCUCAGGAAUGCCUUGGAGUCUCAGAAGCUGCCACCACCAUGGCACCAGAUGCCGCCGAGGAGGAAGAUGUAAAAAUCGUUUCUUACCGGGUGCUUGAUCUGCCCGUUCAGCUGCCCGUCCAGAAGCCUCCAGUGGACAAGCCCAACCCAAAACAGGGAGUCGGCCUCCUACAGUGGAGUGCCAAGGGAGAGUAUCUAGCCACGCGCUGCGAUGACAUCCCGACCGUCCUUUGGAUUUGGGCGGCACGGCGCAAGUUUGAGCUGGCGACGGUGCUGCUGCAGCGGCAGCCAAUCAGAGCAGCUGCCUGGCACCCGUCAGAGGAGUACGACAAACUCGAGUCCGUCUAUAACGCGGAUGUGUCUAAGGCUCUUAAGGCGUACCAGCGAACAUGCGACCCUCUUUUUGAGAGGCGAAAGCAAAUCGUGUGUGGAGAUUCAGAGCCGACAGAGGAGGAGGCAGCCGUUGCAGACCCAGAGGAGGAAGAUGAGGAGGAAGAGGAGGAGGAGGGAGGAGGGGAGCAGCAGCAAGGAGGGAAGGUGGCGAAGGCGCCUAAGGGCGUGCCCAAGCCUGCUGCACACUUGUGUGCAGAGCUGCUGAAGGCCUCAAGACUUGUCUUUUCCUCUACCCGCUCACUUUCCCUGUCCCUAUCACCUCCCUUCUCUCUCAUCACUCCCUUCUCUCCCAUCACUCCCUUCUCUCCCAUCACUCCCUUCUCUCCCAUCACUCCCUUCUCUCCCAUCACUCCCUUCCCCUCUUCUCUACCCCACUGCCGCUCGGAGUUCAUUCACAAGCGAGACGAGGAAGCAUUGGAGAGCCUAAGGGACGUGCGGGUUCGCUUUGUUAAAGCUGCUGGUGACAGUAGCGGUGCCUCUGAUAAGGGCACAGGUGGUGCAGUUAUGCGGCUGGAGCUACACUUUGGCCCCAACGCGUUCUUCUCUAACAAAUCGCUCUAUAUCGAGACGGUGGAGGUGGCUACAGGAGGAGGCGGAGACGAGGGGGAAAUGGGGGAAGAUGAGGGGGAAGGGGGCGGAGGGGGAGGGGGAGGGUUGGUGGUGGUGGUGAAAGAGGUGUCUGAGAUUCAAUGGAAGGGCGUUGAGAAGAAUCUGACUCUGCGACAGAUUGUGAAGGCCGGGAAGAAGGGAAAGGGAGGUAAGGGGAAGAAAGGAGCAGGUAGGGAAGCCGAACCUCCCUCAACAGUCAAGACCAAGCCCUGCCCUUCCUUCUUCAACUUCUUCACUCUCUCGCGUAACAUGCGGGGCAAUAAAGCCACAGCCCAGCACAGCAGCAAAGGGGGGAGGAGCAGAGGGGGGGACGGAGAUGAGGGGGACGAGGGGGAGGAGGGGGAUGAGGAGGCGGAGGAGGAGGGAGACGAGGGAUUGGAGGGUAUGCCUGUGUUUGGGGGGGAGGAUCUGGGGGAGGUGGUUCUGAGGGUGCCUCAGGAGCGGGUGUUAUCUGAUGGCAAGAUGGACGUCUGGCAGGCGCUGUGCAACGAGGUUGUACCUAGAGCAGCUGAUCUGUUCACGAGCACAGCCUUUGGGGAGGAGGACGGGGGCGGUGGUGGUGAUGAUGAUGAUGAUGAUGAUGCUGACGUGGCAGAUGAGGAGGGGUACGAGCAUGUUCAGCGCCCAUCAUCCGGACCUCAUCGGCUGGUUCGGCGCCGGAUCAGAGCUUUGAAGCACCUGCAGCGGAAGCAGCAGCAGGCAGAGCGCACGAGGGAAGCAACCAUUGCUGGUGCUCGCGCCUCUCUGAGUGAACGCUCUUCAGGCAUCUUUGCGCGGCGCAAGGCGGUGGUUAUCGGUCCCAAGGCCCUUGACAGCGGGGAUCCCUCUCUCGCCCAUCUCCCCCGCUUCUGGCUCCUCGUCCUGCGCUCUGUGCCCUGCCUUGUCGAAACCAUUCGCCGCCGCGACCACCCUCUCCUCGUACCCUCUUUCCACCAAUGUUCCCCCCAUCCCUCUCUUCCUCCCCCCCACAGCGGUGAUCCCUCUCUCGCCCGCCUCCCCCGCUUCUGGCUCCUCGUCCUGCGCUCCGUUCCCUGCCUCGUUGAGACCAUUCGGCGCCGCGACCACCCCCUCCUUGCGCACCUCUCAGACAUUCGCUGGAGGCCACUCAAGGGGAGAGAAGGAGAGGAAGGGGAGGAGGGAGAGGAGGGAGGGGAGGAGGGGGAUGGGGAGAGGGGCGGAGGUGGAGGGAAGGGCGAGAAAGCCGAGUGUGGGAAGGGAGAGUCGGGUUUUGUGAUAGAUUUCGAGUUCCUGCCCGGAUGCAAGGAAUGGAUGGCCAAUCGCGUGCUUUCAAAGGCGUUCUUUUUCCGUACCCGGGCAGGCAGUGGUGGUGGUGGCGGCGGCGCCGGGGCAGGAGGUUCGGCUGCCGCCGAGGCUGGCGGGUUGGUUCGGGUGGUGUGUAGGACGCCGAUUGUGUGGGAGGAAGGGAUGGAGUUGACACUUAAAGAGCUGUUUGAUGACAAUCGCUGCCAUCUGGCGUUUGCUGGUGACGAGGCAGUCCACCUGUCGGCCUCCGAGUUGCUGGAGAGGGAGGCUGACGUGGCACUGGCCCUGCGUGAUGUGGCGAUCCCACGUGCUGCUGAGCUGUACAGGCAGGCAAAGGAGUGGGAUCAUGGGGAUGAGGAGGAGGAAGAGGAUGACGAGGAGGACGAGGAAGUGGAGUCAGGAGAAGAAGAUGAUUAUAACGGAGACAAGCCGAAGGGUGCUUUGACAGACGCAGCUAUCCGGAAGAAGCUUCUGGAGAGGAAGAAGAGGAAAAAGCGGGGAGGGAAGGAUGGAGAUGAGGACGAUGAUGUGCGCAUAUGUGGCCUGCCAAGGAAUGUUGCGUAUGGCCUGCUGCUUCUGCUUGCGUUCUCGGCUCCUUUCAUAAUUUUCCUUGAUGAGGUUCUUAUGCGCUUGGGGCUGUGA
This is a messenger RNA of Closterium sp. Naga37s-1, 4110 nucleotides long. Lineage: Eukaryota; Viridiplantae; Streptophyta; Zygnematophyceae; Desmidiales; Closteriaceae. The record is from the annotation of a GenBank genome assembly.